AUGUCUGUUGUUAAAAAAUUAAUUAAUAAUAUGAGAAUACCAAGUGCACUGAUGUCACGUCUAAACGACACUGGCGGUAUUAUUGGCGUUCGAAUGAAAACAACAACAACAACAAGUUCCACUAUUUAUGCAUUAUCUUCAGGACAAGGAAAAAGUGGUGUUGCUGUUGUGAGAAUAUCUGGAAGUAAUGCAUCAUUGGCAUUGAAAAAAAUGACAAAUUUAACUGAACCAGUUGCUAGAAAAACAUUUUUAAAAAAAAUAUAUGAUCCAGAAACUAAAGAAGUUAUUGACAAAGGAUUAUGCAUAUGGUUUCCUGGUCCUAAAUCAUUUACUGGUGAAGAUAGUGUUGAAUUUCAAGUUCAUGGUGGUCCAGCAAUUCUUGAAGCAUUAAUGUUGGCAUUAUCAAAAUUAAAAUUUCAUCCAGCAUUACCAGGUGAAUUUACAAAACGUUCAUUUUAUAAUGGUAAAUUAGAUUUAACAGAAAUUGAAGGAUUAGCUGAUUUAAUAAAUGCUGAAACAGAGCAACAAAGAAGACAAGCAUUGCUCCAAGCUGAUGGUAAUUUAAGUAAAUUAUAUAAAAAUUGGAGAACAAUUUUAUUGAGAUCAUUGGCAAAUAUUGAGGCAUACAUUGAUUUUAGUGAGGAUGACAAUAUUGAAGACAAUGUUUUACAUGAUUGUAAUGAAAAAAUAAAGCAACUUGUUGAUGAUUUAUCAAGACAUCUUGCUGAUGGUAGACGAGGUGAGAUAUUGAGAAAUGGUGUCAGGACAGUUAUCAUUGGAAAGCCAAAUGUUGGUAAAAGUAGUUUAUUAAAUUAUUUAGUACAAAGAAAUGCAGCAAUUGUUACUGAUAUUGCUGGAACAACUAGAGAUAUUGUUGAAUUAAAUACAAAUAUUGCUGGAUAUCCAGUGAUACUUGCUGAUACUGCUGGUCUUACUGAGUCUACCAGUGAUAUUGUCGAAAUUGAAGGUAUCAGGAGGGCCAAAGAAUAUGCUAAAACUGCUGAUUUUAUUAUCAUCAUGAUUGAUGGAUCAACUUUUUCAUCUAGUCAAAAAUCAUUUGAUAAUUUUGUCAAAGAUUACAUCAACGAAUUGGGAAUGGAAUCUUUGAUACUGCAAAAUGGAAAGCUAUCUAGCAAUUGUGUUUGUGUUGUUAACAAAAUUGAUUUAAUUGAUGAAAAAUUAAUUGAUGAUUUAGUCAAUUGUCAAGCUGUUCCAAUAUCUUGUACAAAAGAAGAUGGAUUAUCAAAAUUGAUGACAGUACUGAAGAAUCAUUUUGAAAAUAUAUGUGGAAAUCCAUCACGAGAGAAUCCAACAAUUAGCCAAGCAAGACAUAGAAUUCAUUUGUUGAAUUGUGUUGAUUAUUUAUCAAAUUAUUUAGAAAUGAGCUCAAAGGAAGAGUACGAUAUGGUAAUUGCAGCUCAAAAUAUUAGAAAUGGAAUGAGAGAAAUUGGAAAAAUAACUGGACAUGUUAAUACCGAAGAAAUUUUAGAUGUUAUAUUUACAAAUUUUUGUAUUGGAAAAUGA
Molecule: messenger RNA, 1524 nt
Organism: Aphidius gifuensis
Lineage: Eukaryota; Metazoa; Arthropoda; Insecta; Hymenoptera; Braconidae
Product: tRNA modification GTPase GTPBP3, mitochondrial
Exons: 4
Coding region: 1-1524 (507 amino acids)
Biological process (GO): tRNA methylation; tRNA wobble uridine modification
Cellular component (GO): mitochondrion; cytoplasm
Molecular function (GO): GTPase activity; protein binding; GTP binding
Source: RefSeq, a predicted model, not a curated record